This is a messenger RNA of Recurvomyces mirabilis, 1806 nucleotides long. RefSeq names its product NAD-dependent malic enzyme, mitochondrial (gene MAE1). The record is from RefSeq and is a predicted model, not a curated record. Gene Ontology annotation, biological process: pyruvate metabolic process; malate metabolic process. NCBI's taxonomy places the organism in Eukaryota, Fungi, Ascomycota, Dothideomycetes, Mycosphaerellales, Teratosphaeriaceae. Gene Ontology annotation, molecular function: NAD binding; malate dehydrogenase (decarboxylating) (NAD+) activity. Gene Ontology annotation, cellular component: cytosol; mitochondrion. The transcript has a single exon. Bases 1 to 1806 code for a protein of 601 amino acids.
AUGGCUAACGGUACUAAAGCUGGCAAGUUCGGCCACUUGCCUCUGUCAACAUCUGGACCCAUGGAUUGCGCACUUGAAGGGUCUAGUCUACUGCAGACACCCUAUCUCAACAAGGGCAUGGGCUUCCCAACGAACGAACGUCAACAAUUCGGUCUCGCUGGCCUCUUGCCGUCUGCAGUCAAUACUUUGGACGAGCAAUGCCAACGAGCUUACGAGCAGUACAACUCGCGGAGUACUGCUCUUGGAAAGAACACCUUCAUGACCAGCAUGAAAGAGCAAAACGAAGUUCUGUUCUAUGGCCUGAUCCAACGUCAUUUGAAGGAGAUGUUCCCGAUCAUAUAUACCCCAACCGAGGGUGAAGCGAUACAAAGCUAUAGUCGACUUUUUCGCAAACCGGAAGGAUGUUUCUUGAGGAUCGAUAAGCCUGAUGAGGUCGAAGCGGCGCUAGAUCGUUGGGGUCCGAGCGAGGAUAUCGAUAUCAUUGCCUGCAGUGAUGGCGAGCAGAUCCUCGGCAUCGGCGACCAGGGCGUUGGCGGCAUUCUAAUCGCAGUGGCGAAGCUGGUCAUUUACACUCUUUGUGCUGGCAUUCAUCCCAAUAGGACGCUCCCGGUUGUACUGGACGUUGGUACGGAUAGCGACGAACUGCUCAAUGAUCCUUUGUACCUUGGAGUCAAGCGGCCACGUAUCAGAGGAGAACAAUACGACGCCUUCGUCGAUCGCUUCAUUCACGCUUGUCGAGAACGUUACCCAAAGGCUUACAUCCAUUUCGAGGACUUCGGUCUUCCUAAUGCGAGGAGGAUCCUGGAUAAGUACACACCACAGAUUGCUUGCUUCAAUGAUGAUGUGCAAGGUACUGGAUGUGUUACGCUUGCUGCCAUAUACGCAGCUAUCCAUGUGGCCAAGCUGGAAAUGAAGAACCUGCGAGUGCUGGCUUUUGGUGCUGGAACUGCUGGUACAGGCAUUGCUGAUCAAAUCCGUGAUGCUAUUGCUGUCGAGAGUGGCAAAAGUAAAGAGGAGGCUGUAAAGCAGAUUUGGUGUGUUGAUAAGCCCGGUGUGCUUUUGCAGAGUAUGGUCGAGCAAGAGAUACUCACACCCGCUCAGCACGACUAUGCUAAGCCUGAUGAGGAGUGGAAACACAUCGAUCACAAAAGUCUGGUGGAGAUCAUCAAGGCUGUAAAGCCUAACGUCCUCAUCGGCACAUCCACCAAGCCAAAGUCCUUUACAAAAGAAAUCGUGCAAGAAAUGGCCAAGCAUGUCGAUCGUCCCAUCAUCUCCCCUCUCUCGAAUCCAACACGCUUGCACGAAGCAGAUCCCAAAGACCUCUUCGAAUGGACAGAUGGCAAAGUCCUCACAGCCACGGGCUCGCCUUUCCCACCCGUCGAAAUGCCAGAUGGGAAGAAGCGCGAGGUUGCGGAAUGCAACAACUCCACCACCUUCCCUGGUAUCGGCCUCGGCUGCGUCCUUAGCAGAACCAAACUCCUGUCUCCCUCUAUGCUUGUGGCAGCUACGAAAGCUCUGGCCGCGCAGGCUCCGGCGUUGAAGGAUCCAGAUGCCGCGUUAUUGCCCGAUGUGGUUGAUGUGAGGGAGAUUAGUGUCAAGAUCGCUGCGGCUGUUAUACGACAGGCUGAGAAGGAAAGUCUGGCGCAGCAGGAGGGUAUUCCAGUUGAUGAUGUAGAGUUGGAGGAGUGGAUUCGAGAGCAGAUGUGGAACCCUGUGUACAGACCACUGAGGAAGGUCGAAAGAGAAGGAGCGAGCAGGAGUGCUAGGGGCGAGGCGGGGAGUAAAGGGUCGACUGCUGUGCUUUAG